CUGUCCUCAUGGCAGCAAAUUACACACUGGCCCUGGACUGCGAUACGAAACAUCUGGCAGCUGUGCGUCUGCACACAGCGGCGGCGUAUUAAAGAAGCCAGCGGCGCAGCGGAGAGGCCAGACGCUGGUUCGAGCCGCGACCCGCCAGGACGAUGAACUCCCCAGCGCUCCUGCUACUGUGGGCACUGCCGCUGCUGGCCCCGGCGCUGGGCCAGCCCAACUUCAUCCCGGACGAGCCCUGGGUCAACACGUACCGGCAGGGCUUCAACUUCCAGUGCGCGCACGGAGAGGCGCUGGUGGCCAUCCGGAGCUACUUCAGCGCGGAGGAGGGAUCGGACCGGCUGUGGACCUUCGAGUGCCAACCCACCCCCCAGGGCCUGGGGCUGCCCACCGAGUGCUGGUGGGACGAUAUCAACCGCGCCGGGAUGGAAUGGACUUCAACAUGCACUAACAACGGGCUGGUGGCUGGGGUUCAGAGCCAGUACUUCAACUCAGUGCUGGACCGGGAGUGGCAGUUCUACUGCUGCCGAUACAGCCGCAGGUGUCCCUACUCCUGCUGGAAGACUAUGGAUGUUCCCCAGUACUACAGGGAAGAGGGGGAGAUGGUCAUCCCCAGCUAUGGCUACUUCAUCAGAGGGGCACAGACCACCUUCAGCGGAGUGCUCAGGGAUCGACAGUGGAAGUACAUCUUAUGCAGGAUGACAGACUUCGACUGCGAAUUUGUAAACCACUAAGGCCCAUGUAUGGAUAUGUAAGAUCACUCAUAGCUUAGCAGUAAAGGUGGUUCGUGUGUGCAUGCAAAAAAUGUGUCUAUACAUCUGUCUUUGUCCUUAGUUUACUUUUAACCUCAGCUUAGUGUUUUAUGUUCCAUGAGCUACACCAUUAAUGGGCAACUUAAUUGUCUGUCUUUUUUUAUCAGUCUGGCAGUGCUUAAUCAGUGCUCAUAUCGAUCAGUGAUUCUCAGUACUUGAAGCGAUAUCUUCUUCUACCAUUACAUUACGGGCUUUUAGCAAACACUUGUAUUUAGAGCAACUUAUACAAUUUAAAUUAGUAACCAUUUAAAAUAGCUGGAUAUGCACUGAAUCAAUUCAGGUGAAGUACCUUGCUCAAAAGUACAACGGCAGUGCCCUACCCGGUAAUCGAACCGGCAACCUGAUAGUAACCCCAUGUACUCUCAACAGAGGCAGGCUUCAUUUGGAUCCAUUAUUGAAAAGAUCAUAGUGAAAACUCAGUGACAUAAUCACAUAUUUUUCCAGGGCAAUAUAAAAAACUUUUUUACAUCAUAUGGAUAGAUUCAUACUACAUUACUACACUGUGCAAUACCUCUUCACAUAAGUUCACAUAAGGAAACAGGCUGUUAUUGUAGUUUCAAAUUAGAUUCCCCCCAUCAGAUAUACAUAAAACCAGAAAAAUAUUGAAUCUGAAUCAUAACGGUUGAAAAGGCUCGUAACUUAGCUGAAAGUAAUAUAUCAAAGAAGUCAGAGGAGAAGAGCUGAGAUGAUUGAGAGAGACUCCUGCAGGAAGAGCAAAAGUAAGACCAGCUGCUCAGGAUACAGUGAGAUGACUUGCAUAAUGCGAAAGCCUUCAAAGUCUUAAACUGCAAAAUGUGCUCAGGGUGCUUUCUUUGAUUCGAGAACUGAAAGCAAAGCUUGCGUUAAUCCGUCUGUAAAUCAGAAAAGCUUUUUAGCUUGGUCCAAUGUGUAGCAUCAAUGCACUUAUGGGCAUUUAUUUAAAAAAAAAUAAAAAAUUUUAAGAACAUUUUUAAAUGUAAUACUUGAAUAGUAAAACGAAGGAGUGACCUGUUGAUGGAGAGAUGAACAUCAUUUAGCCUGUUGCAAAAACAUGUAAUUUGUAAAGUGUGUGUGCUUUAAAGGUCAGUUCAUUGCAGCAAUGUACAUGAAACUGAUACGCUGCUUGAAAAUUAAAAGAAAAAUUAGUACAUAACAAAUGACUCUAAUCUAAUCUAAUCUGGCACAAAAAGUCAUUUGUCCUAUAUUUUAAAGAGGAAGUAGAUGCCUCAGUCGGGACAAUCACAGGAAGUACUGAUGGCAGAGUAUGCUUUCGGGGGGGGAUGACCAGGAUUUCCUGGUUUUCUGCUCACUUAAGAAGUAAUGUUAAAAAGUUAGAGCCACUUAUUUCAUGAUGGUUAAAUGUAUCUUGUUCACAGUUACCCAAUACAGGGACGCAAAUCGCUACGAAGCUCGAUAGGCUGGGAGGACUCACCGAUAUUCAAGCGAGUGUGAGUUACGGUGUCGAGUGUACAGAGGCGAUUCCAAGGGACUGGGGGGGGGGGCUAGACAGAAUCUCCCAUGGGGCCCUUCUAAUGACCGAUUGAUUUCAACCGUCAUCAUUUUACCCAGAAUUCCUGAAGCUCAGCCCUUUGGGGGGGAGGCCUCAGUCCGUAGCCGGCCUCACCCAUUCAUGAGAUUUGCUUCUGCGAGUCUGCAGAGUGUGUCAUUUAAAAAAUGAAAAUGACACGGGCCAGUGCCGGAGCCGUGGCAGGGAUGAGACCCGCAUAAAUAUCAGGGCGGAAGCGCACGGCCUUGUGGGACGCAUCCGGUUUCGCAACGAGCCCUGAGUAAUCGACUUUGUCCCAGCUGCCGCUGCUUUGAAGCCAGAUCCCAUCAAACAGAACCUGAAAAGGUCGCCCCGCACAACCUUUUCACAUAUUAAACGUGUGACACCAUGCCUCGCUUCCGAAAUAUGACUUGACAAUAGUCAGGUUACAUAAUGCAGCCGCCUGUGCUACUUAUGCUCAUGGGGGUUUGGGGAAGUUGGGGAAGGACUGUGCUUUUAAUCAGAGCCUUACAUCACAUCCCAUGAAAAAAAAACCAAAACAAAAAAAAACAAACUAAGCAUACGUGACAUACAAUUAAAAUUUUUGUCAAGUAUGCUUAGUAUACUAUUGAAAAAAUAGUAUGCUGAAGUAUACUAUUUUAUACCUACGAAUAGUAUACUUCAGCAUACUAUUUUUUCACGAGAUUACAGACUACAGCGUUACAGGUCUGCUUCCAGGGCAGGGCACUAACAGCAUGAGUACAUUAUGGGUAUAUUAAAAGCAUGUCGUAAAAUGAAAUGUAUCAUUAUUAUUAAUGUGCUACCAUUUAGCAAGGUGCAAACUGUAUUUUUGAGUAUCCAUCUGUUUACUAUAUAUACAAAGUAAAAGCAAUGUAUGAUAAUGGCAGCCAUACAAUAAAGAAAUUUCUACGU
Molecule: messenger RNA, 3210 nt
Organism: Anguilla rostrata (American eel)
Lineage: Eukaryota; Metazoa; Chordata; Actinopteri; Anguilliformes; Anguillidae
Gene: dpt
Product: dermatopontin
Exons: 4
Coding region: 153-734 (193 amino acids)
Biological process (GO): collagen fibril organization
Cellular component (GO): extracellular matrix
Source: RefSeq, a predicted model, not a curated record